Molecule: messenger RNA, 723 nt
Organism: Stylonychia lemnae
Lineage: Eukaryota; Ciliophora; Spirotrichea; Sporadotrichida; Oxytrichidae
Source: the annotation of a GenBank genome assembly
AUGAUCAACCACGACCAUUUAUAGGAUCCUUUCGAUUUCAUGAUAGACCACUUCCUGCAACCAACAAAGUAGUGGCACGAAUCUUUCAAUGAAGCAGACUUAUUUUAAAAUUUGAAUGAGCAAUAUGAAGAAACUUUCAUGUACGAAUUAACUCCUAUCUAGUAAUGCGACUUAUUCCAUAAUAUUCCUGUCGAUCUACAUUUUUCUGCAACAGAAAUGAAUAUUCAGCCAUAUGUUUUUGAUAAAUCUCAUUUAAAGUAAGAAGUAGAGGAUCAUUAAAAUGCCAAAAUAAUAUUUAAUGCUAAAGAUCUCAAGGUUACAAUAAAAAUAGGAGGAGAAAAGGACGAGCCAACAAUUGAUAAUAGAAUUGAUAUUCACCUAUCAUAAGCUAAUAAUUAGAAAUCUCUUUCUCUUAAUAAGCCAAUUUUGGAAUCGGAAAAUUUGGGAAUACAACAAAUAAACAAGAAAUUUUGUUAUUCAUUCCAACUUUAAACUUCAAUAAGAAUAUUGAAGAAUGAAAGACUUCAGAACAUGAUAAAUAUUUAACGGAAAGAUGUGGUACUCAAGACUAUCAUUAGAGAACUUCAAGAAAUUGAGCUAUUUGGUAAACUUAAACUCAUUCAAAUUCCUUGUGCACCACUUUUUGAUCAACCACAAAGAAUAAUCAUUUAGAGAUAACAAAUGUAUGUCAGAAAGUAAAUCAGAUUACAUAGAGGGAUUUGA